AUGCGAGGUCUACAGGCGGUGAUUGACUCUCCUGUCGCUGCGGGAAACCCUAUGCUUGCUGGAAAAGAGGUUGAGAUUAAGAUGAAGUUCGACGAUAUGGUGGUGGACACGCACCUUCGACCUUCGACCUUCGAGGGACGAGACAAAAUCUGGCAAGAAGCAAUAGAAGCCGUCCUCCUCUGCGCAGAAGGCCUGACGACCGCGGCCCAGGUGACCGAUGCCAUCCUCCCAGAUUUCCCAAAUCUGUACGCUACUCGGAGCGCCUACUACACCCACUUGGCCCUAGAAGUCAACAUUGGCCUCUUCCUGAUUGAAGCGCGGAACGAACGUUGUGGUGAAGAAUCGCGUCCGAAGUCUUUUGAAGACCACCUGCAGGAAUUCGCUCAGCUAUAUGGGGUCCCAGUCACCGAUCAUGAUCGAGAGGAGAUUGCGCUCGGUCUUAAGGUGACCUUGAACUCAAUCCCUGCUAUGCUCCUGUACGGUCCGCCCUCACGCGCUUUGAGUACUUACAUGUCUCGUCUAGGAAUCCAUCGUAGCCGUCCCUGUCGGGGCGAGGAGAGGGUGCUAGGGAGUGGGACAGAAAGCAGAGAUGGAAAGGUUCGAGAAGAGGAAGAUACCUCUCGGUAUCUGGACGACUUCAUUUACUCUCGUAAUCAUUACAGAGCGAACACUAACCCAGUCCCAACCCACGGCGGCAACAUCGCCCGGCCUGAGCGAGUAACCAAAUUUGAAGCUACUCUAGGGGAGAGCCUCUGUCCACUCACCGACCAUAGACUCGAGGGUUUAGCAGAAGCACCACGUCGAAAGAAGGUGGAUCAAUGGGGUCAUCACUACCUUUCCACAAUUGCAGGCUUUUCCUCAAGACUGCUCGUCAGCUUAUGGAGGGAGGUUCACGCAACUUGGUGCAUUGAUCUUCUCUGA
Molecule: messenger RNA, 921 nt
Organism: Pseudocercospora fijiensis CIRAD86
Lineage: Eukaryota; Fungi; Ascomycota; Dothideomycetes; Mycosphaerellales; Mycosphaerellaceae
Exons: 9
Coding region: 1-921 (306 amino acids)
Source: RefSeq, a predicted model, not a curated record